AUGACUGUGAAUUCUGUAGAGGUCGAAAGCGAACGGAUCCGAAGCGAAGGACAGGCAACUCCUGCAAGAAAAGAACCUGAAGAAGGACUUGCUAUCUCAGAUCUCUUGACAGCUUCCCAACGACUCCCAGUCUUCGGCGGAACCAGUUCCCGUCCUUGCUCACCAUCUGCCGCCCCCGAAGUCGACCUUGUUCUUCGUUCCCACGACCCUCCCCACCUGACCACCUUCGGAUUCCAUCCCCUCCUGGGGGUUCGUCCGGACCCGUCAUUCUUGUCUUCCUCAUCCUCCAUAAAGUCUUUGUAUCGCCGGUUAGCUUACUUAACCAGCCAGAUAAGAGUGGACAAACUCGGUCAAGGGUUUGCAAGCUGA
Messenger RNA from Nezara viridula (southern green stink bug), 369 nucleotides. The record is from the annotation of a GenBank genome assembly. NCBI's taxonomy places the organism in Eukaryota, Metazoa, Arthropoda, Insecta, Hemiptera, Pentatomidae.